Molecule: messenger RNA, 4215 nt
Organism: Alosa sapidissima (American shad)
Lineage: Eukaryota; Metazoa; Chordata; Actinopteri; Clupeiformes; Clupeidae
Gene: lmod1a
Product: leiomodin-1
Exons: 4
Coding region: 107-2260 (717 amino acids)
Biological process (GO): myofibril assembly; muscle contraction; pointed-end actin filament capping
Cellular component (GO): striated muscle thin filament; myofibril
Molecular function (GO): actin binding; tropomyosin binding
Source: RefSeq, a predicted model, not a curated record
CACCUACACACUGACCUGGAUUACCUACGCGUGGAACUGUAAAUAUUAAGAAAAGUUUACCUGAAGUUAACGGGCGCGCAGCAGCCGCUUGUGGUCCGUUCCAACCAUGUCCAGUGGCGAGGAAGACUUCGACAGCCUGCUGGCGACACUGUCACCAGAGGAGGUUGAGGAGCUGGAGAAAGAGCUAAUCGUUAUUGACCCGGACCCCAACGUGCCCGUGGGUCUGCGGCAGCGGAACCAGACGGACAAGCAUCCCGAGAGGGGCUACAACAGAGAGGCGAUGCUGGACUAUUGCGUACGGGAGACCAAGAAGCUCCUGCGCAGGGAACGCUCAGUGGAGGGGGAGGUGAAGAGUGAGCGCAAGGCGGAGCGACUGCGUCGGAUGGGGCGGAGCCGGGGGCGGAGCCUCUCACAUAGCAGCAGUGUGGAGGAGGCGGAGCCAGAGGGGGGCGGUCAGGAAGAGGCCAGCGCAGAGAAUCGAGCUGACGAGAGAGAGCGCCCCCUGGUGGCAAAUAGCAGCAGCGCCACCUCCCCUAAGAGACUGAGGAGGACGGAGAGCAGAGAGGGGAUAACGGAGGUGCGGACUGAUGGGGGGAGCAGGAGGGGAGAGGAGGAGAGGAAGGGAGCGAGGGAACACAGAGAGGAGUUCAAGAGAGGAAGAGAGGACUCGCGAUCAAAGGGUCUGACCUCCAGACUAGAGGGAGACACAGAGAAAGAGGAGGAGGACGACGAGGACGUUAAGAAAGAGAGGGAGAGAGAGAGAGCAAGAUCAGAGGAGAAGUCAGGCAGACUGGGUAGAGAGAAGAGCAGAGAGGAGAAGAAAGAGGUGGCUAGAGACAAGACGAGAGAGGAGAAGAGAGAGAUAUCAGACGAGCGCUCACACAGACGGAUCAGAGAGAAGAGCAGACAGGACAGUCAGGAGGUGGACAAUCAGAGUAAGAGCUGCCCACCCAGCAGAGAGCCUGAGCAGGAGGAGGAAGAAGGGGAGGAGGAAGAGGAGGAGGAAGAAGAGGAGGAGGAAGAGGAUGAGGAAGAAGACAAGGAAGAGGAGGAGAGUGACGAGGCCUCCAGCAUGUUCGAUGGCCUCCUGGAGAGAGUGCGAAGCAACGACCCCGAGCUGACCGAGCUCAACGUCAACAACUCGGACGCCAUCCGCUCAGACACCCUCCUGCAGAUGGCCGAGGCCCUGCGCCGGAACACUCACGUGCGCUCCUUCAGCCUGGCCAACACGCGCGCCAAUGACCACGUGGCUCUGGCCGUUGCACACACGCUCCGCUCCAACGCUACGCUGGCCAGCCUCAACCUGGACUCCAAUCAGCUGACCGGCCGUGGCAUGCUGGCCCUGGUGGAGGCGCUGACGGAGAACGCGUCGCUGACCGAGCUGCGCUUCCACAACCAGCGGCACAUCUGCGGCGGCAAGACGGAGAUGGAGAUGGCGCGGCUGCUGAGGGACAACGCCACGCUGCUCAAGCUGGGCUACCACUUUGAGCUGGCCGGCCCGCGCAUGACCAUGACCCACAUCCUCAGCCGCAACAUGGACCGCCAGCGGCAGCGCCGCCUGGAGCAGAGGCAGAGCCAGGCUCGCAGCCAGAACCAGCCGGGCCCGGAGAACUCGCCGCAGAACCAGAAGACCCAGCAGAACCUGCAGAAGCAGCAGCAGAACGUGCCAAAGCAGCAGAACCUGCAGCAGAAGCAGCAGAACGUGCCGAAGCAGCAGAACCUGCAGCAGAAGCAGAAGAACGUGCCGAAGCAUCCCUCCCAGACGGGCCUGGCGGCCAGGGGGUUCCCGCCAGCCCAGCAGAACUCAGUGACGCAGAAAAACGAUCAGCAAACUCUGCCACCGGGUCAGAACCUGAGCCGGGCCCAGAGGCCACCGGCGUCCGGUAAGGCGUCCGGUGCCAUGGACACCUUUAGGCAGAAGUUCUCCCAUCAGCCCAAUCACGUGGACAAGCCGGACCCUCCGCCGGCCGGUUCCCUCCGCUCGCCCUCCGCCAAGCCCCCGCCCGCCCCCACCCCCCCGGGUAAGGAUGGAGCACGGAGGGGGGGGGGUGCGCCCCCCGCCCCCCCUCCCCCUGCACCGGCGCUGGAUGUGCAGGCGCUGAGGCGCUCCCUCACACCGGUGUCCCAGAGGAGAACCGAGAACCGGACCGGAGAACCAAGAACCGAGAGGAACUCCAGAGACCAGCUGCUGGCAUCCAUACGCAACAACGGCAACAUGAAAACCCUCAAGAAGGUGGAGGUGCCCAAGUUGCUGAGGUAACAGCAGAGAAGGCACUCAGGGGUGGACCAGCCCAGCGGGGCAGAAAGGACCCCUGGCAACAACCCUCAUCUACCCCUGUGGACUCACUGAUGCCCCAGAGACUGUGAAGUGAUGUGAUGUGAAUGUGAAUGACCCCUAUGAGUGAAUGAAUACUGUAGAAUUCUCUAAAUGACUAGACUGUUCUGGAAUGACUGUGACUGUUCUAGGCUCUCCCUGGAGGAAGGGAGGGGGCUUUUCUAAUCUCCACGAGGCCCACUCCCUUCCUCCAGUCUGGUGAGGUGUGCUGAGGUGAAGACCAGUGUGUUGUGAAGGAUGCGAACCCACAGGUUGGGCUCAUAUCGGAACCGCUCUGGCCCAGAACGACACCAGAACUGGCCCGGCUCCACUUCAGAGACACACUCUGCCGGCACAGUAGUCUCAUGGGCCAUCAUGUAUUCACAUUCUCCUGAUAACCAAAUCUUUCCUGAUUUAAAAAAAAAAAAAAAAAAAAACUUAAUUCUAUUUUAAUGGGUGGCUGGAACAAGUUAGAACUGCACAAGUCUUAAUUUGGGAGUUUCUCAGAUUUUAAGGGGAUUUGAAGUCAGACCUGGCAACGCUGAUGGAAUGUUAGAUAUAUCAGGUGACAAAUUAUAGGCCAGAACUUCCCUGAGCAGCCUGAGUGCGUGAAGAGGAGGGCAGCAGUAGAACUGGGCAAAUACCCCUCAGCAGGGCAGUAGAAUUGGCUGAAGAAGAACCCUCAGCAGGGCAGUACAACUGGGUGAAGACCCCUCAGCAGAACUGGGGGAAUAGAGCUCAACAGUCUCGCCCCACUCCGAUUCCGGAAGUAAGAUUCUAGUUAGAUUCAAUUGUUUUCCAUUGAGAACUAGAUUAUAAGACAUAAAAUCGUAACCAUCCACGGUAGACUCAAAACCAGUUAUGUCACGAUUAUGCGAUUGUAUAUGCUCUUAUAGACGCCAAAAGUACUACACUACCCAAAAUCCUAACAUUUAAAAGCUGAUAAAAUAAGAGCCUAUAAUAUGUAGAGAUCGCCGUUGCCAUGAAAAUGUUUGUGCCUUAAGUCCCACCACUGCAAGUUUGUUUACUCGCUCGAAAUGCUCGAACCAAGAUGGAGGAAGAGGCAGUCAGAAGCGAUGCGUGGGCAUCCGAUGAAAACAGUUUUUCUCACCUUUGAAAGUUGAAUUUACUCAAUGUAAAUGGUAGGAAGUUAGUCAUCUUGUUGUCUUACAUUCAAAAGGUGUUAAACUAUUAUUAUCUGGAAAAUAUUCAAAAUGUAACAUUUUUGCAAUGACUGAUGGGAUGAGUAGUCUAUGCUCAGAAAUUAAAAUAUGUACACAGUCUUGUACCUUAGCCUUCUUUCCAUUUUUCUGUUUGUUUUUCUGCUUGAAAUGAUAUGUGUUAUGAUUGUGAGUGACGUCGUAGCUGGUCAGCCUAAGGCACGGUCUAAAACGUAUACGGAUUUGUCCAGACGUCGAUUGGAGAAAUAAAUGGGAAACUUACUUCCUGAAACGGCGCUCUCUCGGAGCAGGGGCGGGACUGUUGAGCUCUACUCCCCUCAGACUGAAGGUCCCUCUCUUUUCUCCUGGAGUGUGUGUGUGAAAUGUCCUGAGAGAUGGGGAGUGUGUGUGGGGGAGUCAUUUAUUCAUGGAAAUGUUUCAUGAUAAUUUUUUUAUUGAGCUUUGCUAUGUUACAGUCUUAGAAAGUAGUUGGAUUCACACAUGUAUUGGUUGGGUGUGGUGAGAUCUCACUGAGUUACACUGCGCAAAAGUUUUUUUUUUUUUUAUUUGUAUUAGUUUAUUCAUUCAAAUUGUUUGUGCAACCAGUGUGUGUCUGUUUUCUCACGAGAUAACCCACUCACUAGUGAAAGAAUGAUGAGAGUGAACAGAUUGGGAGCAUGUUUCCUUUUCCAGCGUUUGUUUGUGAUGAGUUUGCAUUUGGAUUAAACAUGUGACACACUG